GGGAGACCUGGGGCGCCGGGCUCGCUGCGCGCUCCCCGCACACCCACCAUGGCUUCCCGCAGCGCGGGCACGCUCCUGACCGAGUUCAAUGCCGCCUACGUACCCCCCGGCCUCAUGCCCGGGUACCAAGGCCAUGUACCCAGUGUGGCCUUCACCUUCGGCUCCCCCUAUGGCACCGCCACUCUCAAGUACUUCCAGGACCAGCGCAACGCAGCCCUGGAGAAGAGCCACACUCCCUUCAGCACAGGCGGCCACUUCCCGACCCUCUUCUCCUCCAACCCCGACCUGGUGCUGAGCAAGCGCUCCCACACGCGGGACCGCUGGCUGCACGCCCCUGUCUACACCCGCUUCAACCUGGACAGUGACCGCUCCACCCAGCUCGCGGGGUUCUACCAGGUGGCACAACAGCAUCGGAAGUUCUAUCUAGACAAGACGGGCAUGGUGCCCCGGGUUCCCUACUUCGUGCUGCCUGUGAAGGAGUGGGAACGGUACCCCCUCCCCACCGACCUUCCUCCUCUGACACCAGAGAAGAAGUGGCACCUUCUAAGAACAUCUCCUGAGAACAUGAAGACCUACCAGACGUUCCCCUCGGGGAAGAGGGUCUCCCCACAGGAACGGCAGAAGAGAGAUCGUUACUUUGAGUUUAGAGCAUGAUGCCUGGGAGCCUGGCUCUGAGCAGAUUGGCUUUUUGGAAUAAAAUCUUUAGCCACG
This is a messenger RNA of Mustela lutreola (European mink), 711 nucleotides long. It is a transcript of the gene CIMIP2C, whose product is annotated as ciliary microtubule inner protein 2C. The record is from RefSeq and is a predicted model, not a curated record. NCBI's taxonomy places the organism in Eukaryota, Metazoa, Chordata, Mammalia, Carnivora, Mustelidae. Bases 49 to 654 code for a protein of 201 amino acids. The transcript has 4 exons.